AUGGUUCCAGGCCCAGUAUUCAUUGCUCUGCUGGUGCUUGCUGGCUCGCAUGUCGCCGCAGCUUUUGGCUGGCGAGGUCAGCCCAAGGUCAGCUCGCAGAGUCACGACAGUCUCCAGACACGAUUCCAUUACGACACUACCCGACAGCCAAACGCCGUACGCAACCCUAUGACGGUGUAUGAAAUUGCUCUUCGAGAGCUCCAACAACUCGAGUCGGAGCCCGCCUGCCACCGUACGGCAGCUCGACUCCUCGUCGACAAUUGCCAGGUUCUCGAUGGCAAAGACGAGGCGACUAUUCUGACCGACAGUGGCAGACAAAUUCGAGACUUUGUCGAUGCUUAUGCCGCUAGCUUGGCAAUCUGUGAUCUUGAGCGUGGUAGCUUCAUCAUACCUACAGAAUGCGAAAAUUUCCGCGAGCCAACACUGCGACAACUCUCUCUAGGAGAUUCAGCCCAUCUACACGUCAGCUCAAAGGAGAUCGAUCGCUGCCUGUCUGGCCUGGGAGCUUCAGAUUCUGGAUGGAACACUUGGAUCAGCUAUCGUCACAAGGCUCUAAGAUUCUGUGAGGCAGCUCGAGCAGAGAAUGAAAAAGCCGAGCACAUUCGUAUUUUCCAACGUGUUGCAAAGAUCAUGAAUGGAAUGGCAGAAGGCGUUGAACAGCAAGUUGAAAAGCGAAUGGCUGAUUUGGAACACAAGUUCCGAGCCACUGACGGCCGUCUGGAGCAACUCUCGCCCAAAUUGGAUCGCAUCAGCGCUGGUCUUCAUGAUAUUGACAGUAUCAUGACAGUUGAUUUGGCCUCGGCUCUACAGCGAUCAGCAGAUACAGUUGACGCAGGCAUGAACAGCGCAGCAAAUUUGCAGCGAGCCCUGGAGAUUCUGCUUGAGACUGUCCUUUCGACCAUUGCCGAAGCCGCAAGUGCCCAUGAAAAGUCAAUCAGCAUCAUCUCUGAGAGGACGAACUCGGAGUUUUCCGUGUUCUUGACAGCAAUGAAUACUGCUGUCGCCUCUGCUUCCUCGCUGCAGAAUCAGAUUGACCUUGCACACCGUCAGAGUGCUGAAUUGGAGUAUCGACAAGCUCACCUAGAAGAGGGUAUGGUACGUCUCAUUGACGUUACGGAGAUCCUUACCGGGAAGUACGACCAACAUACACAUCUUCUACAAGGGGCGCAGAAUAUGACACAGGAGAUUCUUGACACCCUAGAGGUCACUGCAUCAUCUGCAUCCACAAUUGGUGACACUUUUGCGAGACAAUCUUCAGUCGCUUCAUGGUGGCCGUACGUUUGGUGUCCAGCGGCGUCUUUAGUCAUGGGAUCAUAUGGCCUUGCUCCUUCUGCAGCCCGCAAUCUUGCCUUGGUGGCACUAGGCGAGAUCAUGGGAUUUGUGGUAUCAUCAGCUCAAUCGCUUUCUUUAGUCCAGUUCUCAACCUUCAAACAGGACUUCUUCAGCGCGAUGGUCCCUGCAACGUUCUUCAUGUCCACCCACACAACACCAACUUAUGAUAAUGGCACAGCAUAG
Molecule: messenger RNA, 1515 nt
Organism: Pestalotiopsis fici W106-1
Lineage: Eukaryota; Fungi; Ascomycota; Sordariomycetes; Amphisphaeriales; Sporocadaceae
Exons: 5
Coding region: 1-1515 (504 amino acids)
Biological process (GO): karyogamy involved in conjugation with cellular fusion; nuclear membrane fusion involved in karyogamy
Cellular component (GO): endoplasmic reticulum membrane
Source: RefSeq, a predicted model, not a curated record